Theileria orientalis strain Shintoku is the source of this 975-nucleotide messenger RNA. RefSeq lists its product as uncharacterized. The coding region runs from base 1 to 975 and encodes 324 amino acids. The transcript has 4 exons. Gene Ontology annotation, cellular component: endoplasmic reticulum. Gene Ontology annotation, molecular function: N-acetylglucosaminylphosphatidylinositol deacetylase activity. The record is from RefSeq and is a predicted model, not a curated record. Gene Ontology annotation, biological process: GPI anchor biosynthetic process. NCBI's taxonomy places the organism in Eukaryota, Apicomplexa, Aconoidasida, Piroplasmida, Theileriidae.
AUGUAUUAUUGUCUUUUACUGGCCUCUUCCCUCCUCUCUUACUUCGCAUAUGUAAAAAAUUCAACCUUUCUCUGGAGAAUAGACGAUUAUCUGAUUAGCAGCCAGUCUCGUGAAUACACUUCGUCUCCAGACAUCGGAUUCGUUCUCGCUCACCCAGACGACGAAUCCAUGUUCUUUCUGCCCACUCUCAACGUUUUAAAGACACUCACGGACUCAAGCGACAGAUUUAAGCCGCAGCUGCACUUUCUGUAUUUAUCAAACGGCGAUUACUACAACGAUGGCAGUGUUCGUGAGAGUGAGCUUGCUCAGCUGUGUGAGAAGCACAGGUACUCCUGCUCCGUCGUCGACGAUUCCAACCUGAGGGACGGCACUGCCCAGUGGGACCCUGAGGCUGCACUCGAGUACAUAAGGAACUUCGUCAGCGAGAACAACAUUUCAGUUUUGUUUACCUUCGACGCGAAAGGGGUUUCUGGGCACCCAAAUCACGUCGGAACACACCACGCCGUAAAAUUCAUAGACGCGCGCCCUAGACGACAGCCACGUGGACCCGUAGACGAAAUCCACGCGCACCCCUGCCUAUAUAACUCUGUUCUGCUGCACCGACAUGUUUCUUUAGGUUGGCUUCCAAAAGCCUCAAGGGCCUCCUCGUGUUCUACUUGCAGUCUUUCAACCUGCUUUGCAAAUAUUCCAGCUUCCUUUCCGUUUUUCAGCUGCUCUUCAGAAGACACUCCGUCGUUUCAUUUUCACCUCUGGGUGUUUUCGGGAAUAUGCGCAUUCACAGGUCGCAGCUGCGGCUCCACGUGCCCUUCUGGAGUCUCUUCUCGUCGUACAGCUACAUUAACACGUACUACACCGCGUAGCUGCCUAAUCACACGUAAUAUGUAUUUAUGCACGUACACGUUGUCUAGCUGGUCGGCUCGGCCACCGCCUGGCGCGAGUCCAGCAAUAGCAGUAUCUGAGCAACUAGGAAAAUAA